AUGGAAAUCGAAGAAUUCGACAAUCUGGCAAAAAAUAUAUCCAUUAUAGUUAAUGGAGAAGUAUCUGCAGAAAGAGUAUCUGUAGUUGCAUCAGUUUUUGAUAUAUGUAUUGUUAUAGAAGGUGGACCAAGAGUUGCAAAUGAAAUUCAAGAAUUCGUUUGGAAUGAUCAAAUUAUCAUCCCAGUUAUAUCAACUGGUGGAGCUGCUUCAGGAAAGUUUGGAAUAUCUAAAAGAAUAUUAGAAGUACCUCCAGGUGUUAAUGAAGAAGAUUGGUUAAUUCUUGCAAAUCAAGAUAUUACAGCUGAUGAUGUUGGUAGAGCAGUGAAACGAAUUGUUUGCAGCUUAGUAAAAAAUAGAUCAUCUGGAUAUCAAGAAAUUUGCGGGAUCGUUAACAAUAAAUGUUUCGAGAAUCCCAUAUUAUCAAUGGUGAAUCACAUCAAUGAAGUCAUUUCUAGAAAAAUAAAAUUCAAAUAUCCCGUUCAGAUUGACAAAUUGUCAGUCACUUACAAACUAAUGUCUCUGAAUGCUGGUGGAGUAAAAACUGACAAUAAUGGAAAUAUACAGGAAAUGGCUGCCGUCUGUUUGUUAUACCCAACGGACGAGAGCGAUAUCACUAAAAAAGAAUUGAUAGCACAAUGGCGAAAAACGUUUUAUUCGCGAAUAAAAGAAUUUAAAUUUAACUACAUAAAAAUAUCUCCAUGUCCAGUGACGUCCGUUGAAUUAGAAAUUCCAGUUCUUGCUGGUAACAUAACUCCUCUAAUAGGAGUUUCAGUAACAGUAAUUACUAUCUUAUGUGUCCUGAUGUACAUGACUAACGACUGGGUUAAGAGCAAACCGUGGAUGGGAGUAGCUGCUGUCGUUUCUGCUGGUUUAGCAACAGUUUCGUCUUUUGGUCUGUUGAGUGCAGCAGGAGUUGACAAUCCGAGUACCAACGUUGUCAUACUUUUUAUCAUUUUGGCUACAGAAAUCGAUGAUGCCUUUGUGAAGAUAGCUUGUUGGAGGAUCACUGAUUCGAAAAAAGUUGUUGCCAAACGUAUGAAAGAUACUUAUUCCAACGCUGCAGUAUGUAUCACUAUCACUUUGGUGACCAAUGUAGCCUCCUAUUGUAUUGCUAUGACUGCACCUUUUCCUAUUGUAAGAUUAUUCUGUUCGUAUGCUGCAACGUGUGUUGGCUUUACUUACCUUUACCAAAUAACUUUCUUUGGAGGAUGUCUGGUAUUAAGUGGAUACAGAGAAGAAAAGGGCCUUCAUCCAUUUACUUUCAGAACAUCAGUCGAGUUAAACAAGAUACGACAACAUGCUACAUCGGCAGUUGUCGAAGGAUAA
Messenger RNA from Centruroides sculpturatus (bark scorpion), 1326 nucleotides. Its product is annotated as patched domain-containing protein 3-like. The record is from RefSeq and is a predicted model, not a curated record. Gene Ontology annotation, cellular component: membrane. NCBI's taxonomy places the organism in Eukaryota, Metazoa, Arthropoda, Arachnida, Scorpiones, Buthidae. The coding region runs from base 1 to 1326 and encodes 441 amino acids. The transcript is spliced from 4 exons.